AUGGAAAAAUCUAUCUCGCAAAACCUUCUCGGGUACGUAUCGCGGUGGCAGUUGGAAACGAUCGAAGCUUUACAGGCCAACAACGCCGAUUUUUUCGAUAUGGCGUGGUUGUUCGACGGCGUCUACUACAGAGACUGCAGACAACUGUACUCCUCGCGGUCCGACUACUUCAAGUGUCUCUUUUCCAGCAGCAUGAGAAAAGGCACCGAAGAGUUUGAGGGUGUCACGGCUUACAGCGUCUCUCACCCCAUGUCCAAGAGACACAUCUUCGACAUGAUGAGAGUAUUUUGUCACACGGGUAUGGUCCAGGUGGACAAGGGGGAACCAAUCCUCAAGACCAUGGAGCGGUAUUCCGCGUUCCACUACUACAGUCUGAGGGGAGGUAUGGACGUUAUUCGACAGCUCGUGAUGGACGUCAUCAACCCUACAAACGCAAUACAAGCGCUCGAAUACGCCAUGAGUUCGGCCGUAUGCUCCGGAGACGGCGACGGUGACAGCGGUACCGGGCUCUUGUCGGAUAUCCAGGACUACAUUUCAAUCUACGCCUUUGUCGUCUUCAAGCACAAGAGCUUUUACGCGCUUCGGGCCGAUAGCAUUUCGGGAGUCUCGCAGAUAUGCGCGAGAGACGAUCUCAAUAUCAAGGAGAUUGAUCUGGUCCAGUGCAUAUACAAGCUUUGCGAAAAGAAAGUCUCCGUGGAAAAGGAGCUGGGUGGCUUGGGCUCGGCGUGGGCGCUUAUGACACAUGAUGCUGCCGAGCCGGGGUCGUCUCUGUGGAGCCAAAUACGCCUGUCCAGCAUCUCGAUGAGAGAGUUUGUCAAGUUCAUCAAGGAGAACAAACAGUGCUUUUCAAGUGACAACGCGCUAAAGAUCAUCACAUUUCUUUACUCGUGUGCCGACGCCGAUGCCGCCACCACCGCCGCCACCGACACACCGCCGAGCAAUACUAAUGACGACGACGAGGUCAUUGGUGCUCAUCUGUCCAAGAAGCGGAAAACCUUCCAGCCAAUAAGUUUCUACCCGAGAAACCUCGAGUUCCAUGGGCUCGCGUCGCCACAGACAGACAUCUCGUAUUGGGACGACUCCAAGAUCAAGCUCUUUGUUGCUUUCGACUUCUCCUCGAAAGAAGCAAUGACUCUCCCACCCGUCCACUUCCACAGCGUUUUCAUUCACUGCACCGUGUACCACGCCGAUAGAUCGCUCAAUGUCAGCGGCAAUAUUCAUGGCAAGACAAACAAGAGCGAUCCUUCGGUUAACAUCACUGUGACUGCAGCCGUUGUCAACUUCAGGCACGAUCGGUGGAGGAAGAAAAACGUCUUGGCAUCGCUAUCAAGCGGCACGGCCUUCAAAAUCCCCACGAUUCUAUCGUCCAAUACGAUUGGCAACAACGACAACCAUGGCUACCUUUUCGAUAUCGAAAGAUACCCGGAAUACUCUCCGAAGGGAACGUGGAUUCUGAUGUCCCUGUGUAUCGAAAAAUAA
Ectocarpus siliculosus is the source of this 1479-nucleotide messenger RNA. NCBI's taxonomy places the organism in Eukaryota, Phaeophyceae, Ectocarpales, Ectocarpaceae. The record is from the annotation of a GenBank genome assembly.